CUUAGGGUCCGAUUACAUCCAAACAUAUCCUUAAUUAAAAAAUAACCAAAUUGUGAUCCUAAACGUGGCGAAAAAGUUGAGUGGGCUUUGUAGUCCAAAUAGAAACUUCUCAAAUCAGAAGUAAGUUGCAUGAAAAGACUCUACAAACAGCCCUACCUAAUCCUUCCCCUUUGUUAAAUUCAUUGGCGGGAACCAAACACGUCCCAUCCCGCCAAUUAAAUCCCCACGAUUCAAAAUCACUUCCUUUUCUAUAAGCCCCCAAUUCUUCCACUUCUCACUUCCUUUCUCAAAUCCCUAACCCUAAAUUUCGAAUCUUUCUCCCAAGAAAACAAAAUAAAAAAGAAAAAGAAAUACGAAAAUGCUUGAGCUUAGGCUAGUUCAAGGUUCGCUUCUAAAGAAAGUCUUGGAAGCGAUUAAGGAUUUGGUCAACGAUGCGAAUUUCGACUGUUCGUCGACGGGAUUCUCGUUGCAGGCUAUGGAUUCCAGCCACGUGGCGCUGGUGGCUCUGUUGCUGAGAUCGGAAGGUUUCGAGCACUACCGCUGCGAUAGGAACAUUUCCAUGGGAAUGAAUCUCAAUAACAUGUCCAAGAUGAUGAAAUGUGCCAGUAAUGAUGACAUCAUCACAAUCAAGGCUGAUGACGGUAGCGAUACCGUUACUUUCAUGUUCGAGAGCCCCACACAAGACAAGAUAUCAGAUUUUGAGAUGAAGCUGAUGGAUAUUGAUGGUGAGCACCUUGGAAUUCCAGAGGCAGAGUACCAUGCUAUUGUUAGGAUGCCAUCAGCUGAGUUUGCAAGGAUUUGUAAGGAUCUGGCUAGCAUUGGUGAUACUGUUGUUAUCUCUGUUACCAAGGAAGGUGUGAAGUUUUCCACAAGAGGUGAUAUUGGAACUGCAAAUAUUGUUCUCAGGCAAAAUACCACUGUAGAUAAACCAGAAGAAGCAACAAUUAUAGAGAUGAAUGAGCCAGUAUCACUGACAUUUGCGCUGAGGUACAUGAAUUCAUUUACAAAGGCUACUCCCUUGUCGAAUACAGUGACAAUCAGCUUGUCUUCAGAACUGCCCGUUGUGGUCGAGUACAAGAUAGCUGAGAUGGGUUAUAUCAGGUUCUACUUGGCACCUAAGAUUGAAGAGGAUGAGGAUGAGACUCAGCCACAAGCCUAACUUGUUUUUGACAUGGAUUCUGUUUUACUAGUUCACUAGAAUGUGUUUGAUGUUUUGUGUCAUUAAUGAUCCCUUGAGAGUUCCACUUGAAGCUUUCACCAAGCAGCCAAUCAUUUAGUGAUGGAUGAUAAAUAACAACAUUUCUUUCAUAUGCUUGGAUUGUUAUAAAUGAUGCAAAUCUUUCCUAUUU
Durio zibethinus is the source of this 1349-nucleotide messenger RNA. RefSeq names its product DNA sliding clamp PCNA. The record is from RefSeq and is a predicted model, not a curated record. Gene Ontology annotation, molecular function: DNA binding; DNA polymerase processivity factor activity. Gene Ontology annotation, cellular component: PCNA complex. NCBI's taxonomy places the organism in Eukaryota, Viridiplantae, Streptophyta, Magnoliopsida, Malvales, Malvaceae. Gene Ontology annotation, biological process: translesion synthesis; regulation of DNA replication; leading strand elongation.